Molecule: messenger RNA, 1141 nt
Organism: Xylaria bambusicola
Lineage: Eukaryota; Fungi; Ascomycota; Sordariomycetes; Xylariales; Xylariaceae
Product: metal binding domain of Ada-domain-containing protein
Exons: 1
Coding region: 109-903 (264 amino acids)
Biological process (GO): regulation of DNA-templated transcription; DNA repair
Molecular function (GO): DNA-binding transcription factor activity; methyltransferase activity; zinc ion binding
Source: RefSeq, a predicted model, not a curated record
AUCAUAUGGCAACUUACAUAGCACAUCAUCAUCAUCUCAGUUCUUUCUUACCAUCAUUCGCCACUUCAUAGAGUUGGAGAUAUCGCGGGAUUUUCCAUACACGCAAAGAUGGUCCAAAGGAACACGGUCGCUAUCCCGCGCAAUAGGACCAAAUCAGCACACCCCAGCUCAUCCUCAACGGACGAAGCCCGGUGGCAGCUUGUACUCGCACACACCCCGACCUCUGAAUUCCUGUACGGUGUUCUCUCGACAGGCAUAUUCUGCCGAACGAGCUGUCCAUCGCGCCGGCCACGUCGUGCGAAUGUGCGCUUCUUCGACUCUGCGCCUAGCGCAGUAGCCGCUGGGUUUCGGGCUUGUCGGCGCUGUCUACCGGAGUCCACAGAUUCUAGCCACGCAUCUCCACGCGCUUCUGCAGAGAAACAAAUCAAGAUUGCAUGCGAAUAUAUACGUCAGCGAAAGGGAGAGGCCCAGUUAUUAGAUGUCGCAGCGCAUGUAGGCUUGUCGCCCCGAUAUUUUCAUGGCAUGUUCAAGCAAAUACUGGGAACGACGCCUGGUGCAUACGCGGCGGCGAUCAGGCGAGAGAGCUCGACUCCCGCUACUUCAGUCCGAGAUCCUACACCUCACGUCGCCGAUCUUAGUCACGCGACGGAUAUCGUACACCUCGAUUCCAUCGGCGACGGAGAUUUCAACAUGUCUUUUCUGGAUUCUGAUCAAAUUACUGAUGACUGGCUAUCAGAGUGCUUGGCAGACUCUAUGUAUACUGAUCAGGGCUCAUAUUCUGAGUGGCUUAAUGACAACAACUUGGAACUCUCGACGUUCUUAGAAAUGGACAAUGGGACUCUUGGACAGCUUAUAGAUACCCACGCCUCGGACUGCGUCGAUCCUUCACUGCUCGACUUAUGAAGCAGACCGAUUUUCCAACAAGAACUAAGCAUCAGCGCCUGGAAUUGAUUUUGUUUCCAAUACAAUGAUCUACGACCAGUGCCAAAAAUCUCACGGCAACUUGAUUACCUUUCUGCAGCUAGACUAGGCCCAUGCCUAAGGUAAAUUGAUAUUCAUAAACUCCCGGUUGUACCAGUAUGGUUCAUGCUAUCAAGGACUGAUGGCCUCAUUUUCGACAUGUUCAAGCUCACCUGUCCUG